Harmonia axyridis is the source of this 1195-nucleotide messenger RNA. Its product is annotated as bifunctional peptidase and (3S)-lysyl hydroxylase JMJD7-like. Gene Ontology annotation, molecular function: 2-oxoglutarate-dependent dioxygenase activity. The transcript has 5 exons. The record is from RefSeq and is a predicted model, not a curated record. NCBI's taxonomy places the organism in Eukaryota, Metazoa, Arthropoda, Insecta, Coleoptera, Coccinellidae. Bases 192 to 1181 code for a protein of 329 amino acids.
UAAAAAUUAGUAAAUUAUAUGACCGCUAUGCUAUCAGCUGUCAGCGUUGGAUUUUGAGGUUAUAUUAUUAAUUUAUUAAAGUCUUCAUCUCAAUAAUUUACAUGAUUAUUGCAAGUAAAUGUUAAACUUUUAUUGAGUUAUUAAGAUCUGAUAUCUUUUUAUGCAAUUCAUUAUAAGCCGUAGAAGCCAUUAUGAGCCGAUUACAAGAUAAUCAAGAGAAAAUUAUUAGUGCUCUGUCUGUUUUAUAUGAAGAAACUGCAGAUCUGCUACAUGUUCCUAGUACGAUAUCACAGGUUGACAGAGAAGAUACUUUACAAUCAGAUUGGUAUUUUGAGUUUUAUAAAGAUUAUGUAUCAAAAAAUAAACCAUUGGUCAUAAAGAAUGGUUGUAUAGACUGUCCUGCAUACGGAAAAUGGAGUAUCGAGUAUUUUAGAAGCAUUAUAUCUAAUAAAGAGGUGACCGUAGCAAUAACACCAAAUGGUUAUGCUGAUGGAAUUGCUGAAUCAUCAUACAAUGGAGAAACGACCAAAUACUUUAUACUUCCUGAAGAAAAAGCUAUGAAAAUGGGUGAAUUUUUAGAUAAUAUAGUUAACCCACAAGAAAAUUAUGUUUGUUACAUUCAAAAGCAAAAUUCCAAUCUGAAUGAUUUUCCUGAACUUUCUGAUGACAUUGGAGAAGGAUACAGCUGGGCAUCAAAAGCUUUUGGUACGGAACCAGAGAAUAUAAAUUUUUGGAUGGGAGAUCAAAGAGCUAUAACAAGUAUGCACAAAGAUCCAUAUGAGAAUUUAUAUUGUGUGAUUGAUGGGUCCAAAGACUUCAUUCUGAUCUCACCAACAGAUUUACCAUAUGUUCCUUAUGAAGAAUUUGAUGUUGCUAAAUAUGAAAACGUCAAUCCGUGUAGCUAUAAAAUAACCAGAGAACUUGAAAAUAAUGUUCAAGCAUCUAUCAAAUGGAUAGCAGUUGAUCCAUUAGAUGAAAAAAGUAUAGACAAAUAUCCACAAUUUGAAAAAGCGAGGAUAUAUAAGGUCCAUCUGGAGAAAGGAGAUAUGCUUUAUCUUCCAAGUUUAUGGUUUCAUCAUGUUAGGCAAAGCCAUGGUUGUAUAGCUGUUAAUUUUUGGUAUGACAUGGAAUUUGAUAUAAAAUAUUGUUACUAUAAAAUGUUGGAAAAACUGUCUGAUUAAAUAUUCCUUUUAUA